AUGUCCUUCAAGCCCACGCCUGCCUCCGAGACCUGCAGGAGGGCGCAGGCGACUCUCUUCGUCCUCUCGCAGCUCCCCCUCGCCAUCGCACCCAACUAUCCGACCAACCCGCUCACGGCGUCGUCCAACUUCACCGAUCGCCUCGACACCAUUGCCAGCAGCUCAGCACUCGUCCUCGUCGACUACUCGGUCGUUGAUCGCUCGCUGCGUUUCGUCUUCACGAACGAGGCGGAGCGUGAGAAGGGGAUCCGCAAGUCGGUCGAACUCGCCUUGGGUUUGCAGGCUUCUGCUCAGACCGCCAAGGAGUGGAGCCCGAGCGAGAGGCUCAGCCAGCACCGUCCUGUCGAACGCCGGUUCUACGUCCCCAAGCUUGAUCUCGCCGCCUCGACUUUCGACCCGGAUGCCCUUCUUGCGCACUUCCCCCGCCUGUCACAGCUCUUUUCGGCAUUCUGCUAUUCGGUGGAAGCCAAGACCGCCGGCCUGUACGUCAAGGACGACUACGAGAACGUUCCUUCACCGGCGCCUCGACCUCCGGGCUCGAUCUUCCCUCGGCCAAUCAAGCCACCGAUGGCAGCAGAUCAGUCAUCGCCUUCGAGGUCCGCCAGCUCUUCGUCAGCACCGUCGUCGCCGCUUGACCAGGCUCUCGCCCGCCUCAAGUUGCAGCAGACGAGUACCGGCUCCCCGCGUCCCUCCGCCGCCGCGUCUGCGGCGCGCGGGACCAGCGCUCGGCCUCAGCCGCCGUUCCUCGUUUCGGUUGCGACGCAGACGCCUCCUCCUCCGCCUUCGCCAAUCCUCAUCUCUUCUUCCACGGCGACCGAUCGCCCACCUCCACCACCUGUUCUCGUUGACGCAUGCACUCAGCUCGACGCCGACCUCGAGCUGCAGCGCAUUAGCGCGCUCGAAGCCGAAAUUGCGUCGCGUCUGCGCGUCGAACAAGAAGAGCGCGACUCGCGCGCCAGGACUGAGGAGGCCGAGCGCGCUGCUCGUAUGACGAAGGAAGAAGAUGAGCGCAAGGCGCGCAUUUGCCGUGAAGAGGGGCACUAUGCUGCGUACCGGUCGAAGCUCGAGCAGGAGGCGAGGGACGCCGAAGAGAGGGCGCACAGCGUGCGUGACAAGGAGGAGCGCAAGGCGGCGAGCGCGCGCAAGGUCCGCGAGGAGGAGGAGCGCAAGGCGGAGGAUGCGCGUAAGAUCCGCGAGGAGGAGGAGCGCAAGGCGGAGGAUGCGCGGCAGGAGCGGCAGGAGGAAGUGAGGAAGGCCAGGGAUGCUCGCUCUGAGCGGAAGGAGGAGGAGCGUCGCGAGGAGGAGGCGUACGAGAAGCGCAAGGCGGAGGAAGCUCGGGCUGUGCAGGCCCAGGAGGGGGUUGUCAGCGGAGGACAUCCCCAUCGUGCAGGCUUCUGUAUCCGGGUCAUCAACCCCCUCUACAACAACAAGAGGCGCAUGGUCGACUUCCUUCAGGAGAAAUACGGCGAGGUCACCGCCCUCUUCUUCCAACCGACUCUGUUGCACGGCCAGCAAUGGUUUGUUGCGCGGUUUAAGAACCGAGAUGAAGCACUUUCGGUCAUCUCCAACAUCAACCUUGCAAAAGAAGGAAUCGCGACGCGGUGGCCGGAUCAUUACGAAAACGCGCAGGUUCUCGUGCGAAUGAUGUACGACUCGUUCAAACCCUCCGACAUUAAGCCGCUCAUGGACGACAUCGCGACGUGGUACGGCCAGGACCCGAUCGGUGUGGCUCUGCCGCCGGGCAAAGGCAAGCUCGUCCUGCAGAUGUCCACGCCUGCGGCGGCCAAGGAGAUCAUCGAGACGGGCAUCAACCUGAUUGAUCACCGCCGUCGCCCGCUUCUCUUCGCUCCCUGCGACCCGUACUGGAACUUCGUCUGA
Molecule: messenger RNA, 1878 nt
Organism: Rhodotorula toruloides NP11
Lineage: Eukaryota; Fungi; Basidiomycota; Microbotryomycetes; Sporidiobolales; Sporidiobolaceae
Exons: 8
Coding region: 1-1878 (625 amino acids)
Source: RefSeq, a predicted model, not a curated record